AAUCCAGCGAAGUCCCCAAUUCAAUUGUUCUCUGGUUUUCGAUCUGUUUCUUCUUCAUCUGGGUUAUCUGAGGAAGUUCAGAACAUGGCGAUUCAGCGGUUGGGCGGUGACGACGAUCCCAUCAUCAGCGUCGUUGCGGAGCGGUUCUGUCUACCCUACGCGGCGGAGCUCCUCGUCAAGAAAAAGGUUCAGGCUUUCUCUAACGCACACUACGACGUGUACGACGCCACUGGAAAUAUCCUCCUUCAGAUUGACGGCGGCGUCUGGAAUCUCAAGCGGAAAAGGGUCAUGCGUGAUCCGGCCGGUUUACCGGUCCUCACAAUGCGGGAAAAGGCAUUUACAUGGCGGCACCAGUGGCUGAUCCAUCAAGGGGAAGGAUCGGACAGCAAGGAUUUACUCUGCACCGUGCAAACGUCGCACGCCCUGCAGAUCAAGAGACGGCUUGAUGUGUUCUUGGCCGGAAAUCAGACCAAAGAUUGUGACUUCCAUAUAACCGGAAGCUUGUCUUCCCUGUCUUUCAAAGUCCACAAAGGCAACUCUGUCCUCGCAGAGGUACUAAUUCAAAGAAUCAAAAAGCCCUUACUCUUCAAAAAUGCAAAAUCUCUGUAUUUACACUGUCUUCAUGGGCCUUAAGUAUUUCUUCAUCAAUCUUGAAUCCUUACUGAUUUUUAAGUUUUGGGUACCAACUCGAUUAGGCUUUGAUGAAUCUCUGUAAUGUUUGAUUCUUCAGGUUAUUCAUAAUUUUACAUGGGGAAGCUUUUGUAAGGGGAAAGAUAGCUUCACGAUGAGGGUGCAGCCGGAUGUCGACUAUGCCUUCAUUGUAGCAUUAACGGUGAUUAUUCAAGAAAACGACAGUGGGUAGUGGAUGAUUCUUUUUGUAUCAAGUUUUCCUUUUGAUUGUUCGAUUUCGAUCUAAAGCUUUGUUAUGUUUCUAGGAAGUUCUUGAUCCGUGAAGAGGCACAUGUAUUGAGUAUUGUUCACCUAGAAAGGGAACCAAACUUUUUCAAACCUAAUAAACCUUCAUAUUUUUC
Molecule: messenger RNA, 1031 nt
Organism: Rubroshorea leprosula
Lineage: Eukaryota; Viridiplantae; Streptophyta; Magnoliopsida; Malvales; Dipterocarpaceae
Source: the annotation of a GenBank genome assembly